Messenger RNA from Nycticebus coucang (slow loris), 1996 nucleotides. RefSeq names its product short coiled-coil protein (gene SCOC). Bases 179 to 544 code for a protein of 121 amino acids. Gene Ontology annotation, cellular component: trans-Golgi network. The record is from RefSeq and is a predicted model, not a curated record. NCBI's taxonomy places the organism in Eukaryota, Metazoa, Chordata, Mammalia, Primates, Lorisidae. The transcript has 4 exons.
AACACUCAGGUAAGAACUUCUCAGGCAGAAAGCAGGAAGAGGGUGACUCGUGCAAGGAUCAGAUAGCACCUGCUUGGUCUCUCAUUUAUUAAUGAUUUAACAAGGGCAGUCACAUGGGACAACGGCUGCUCUUCUCUGCCCUCAUUUUUCUCACUAACAGGUCUGAAAAUUGAACAAGAUGGACGGGUCCAGCAAAGAGGAGGAAGAUAGCACGUUCACCAACAUUUCUUUAGCAGAUGACAUAGAUCAUUCACAAAGGAUUUUGUAUCCAAGGCCUAAUAUUUUGUUAUCCAAGAUGAUGAAUGCUGACAUGGAUGCAGUUGAUGCUGAAAAUCAGGUGGAACUGGAGGAAAAAACACGACUUAUUAAUCAAGUGUUGGAACUCCAACACACACUUGAAGAUCUCUCUGCAAGAGUAGAUGCAGUUAAAGAAGAAAACCUGAAGCUAAAAUCAGAAAACCAAGUUCUUGGACAAUAUAUAGAAAACCUUAUGUCAGCUUCUAGUGUUUUUCAAACAACUGACACAAAAAGCAAAAGAAAGUAAGGGAUUGAUACCCUCCUGUUUUAUGGAAUUGCUGCUGAUCUUUUUUGUUUAAAACUUGGAUAGAUUCCAAAAGUUCCCAUACCUUUGUGGCUUCAUUCAAUAUUUAUGAAGAUAAUGUCAGAUGUAGGCAAAAUUAACAGCAUAACAGGAGACUGCUAUGAGUUUGUGUAUUAGUCUAUGAAAACGUGCAAAUGUAUUGUAGACACUUUAUAACUAGAAUUGCAUAUAUUUAUGAAACUUAAAGAUGAAUGUUUUAUUGAAUUUGUUUUGAUUUGUAGGUGUAGCACUGUCUUUUAUUAUAGGCUUAGUAAGAUAUAUAAGAAAUAACCACCAUGUUGUGACAAAGUGACCAAAAUCAUGUCCUGAAUGCACAGCUUUAUGUACCCUGUCCACCAUCGUGUGCCUCUUCUCCAUUUGCCUCGUCCAUACUGUUUUCCCUUCCCCUAAUGAAAACAAUGGUUUCACAUUGUAAAAGUAAUUUUAAUAAUCAUGUCUGAGAGUAACCUGAAUUUUAAUUGUUGGAACUUAACCAAAAUGAGAUACUUUCUCAGCCAGGACAUGUCAUUUGAGAUAUUUAGAAUUAAGACAGGAUUGCUUAUUUCCCUUAAAAUCAGUUGAUAACAGAUGGAGGCUCUACAAAUGAAGGUUUUUCUUUGAAACUGAAUUGUCAACAUGGGAAAGUUUGUUAAAAACUUGUUUUUGCACAAAAUAACCCAUUUGGUAUCUGAAUAGAUAAGAAUUCUGGUCAUGUGUGUGUUUAAAAUAGAAAAUUUUGAAGAGAUAUAGAAAUAGGGUAGAAAAAUAAAAAUAGGGUAGAAAAGUAAAUAGUGGUGGCUAACCCAGUGUUUUCACUACAGGUUUGUAUUAUCUCUGGCACACAGUAGAUCUUUUGGAAAUACAUCUGAAAGUGGAUUUAACCUAACUACUCUUAUGUAAGCCACAUCUGGGAGAGAAUGUUACAAAGAGAUUGGUCUCAAGGUUUAUUUUUACCCAGAUUAACUUUUGGAAAAUUCCUUAAGAGUAUAUUAAUGUCAGAAUUAUGAAUAAAAUAGGAGAGUUUACAUGUAAACUAAUUGAUAAUCUUGCUGAAUAUUUUAUCUCAUUUGUUUACCUAGAAUUUUCUGUAAACUUCACCACUUUGCAGAGUUUUAGUUAUCCUUUAAUUAUAUUUAAAUGUUUAGUUUGUAGAUUCCAUUUGGUAAGGGAAUAAUCAUCAGAAAUAAUGCUAAAAUAUUAUAAUAGGAUAAGAGCUUCACUAAUACAGCUUAUGGUUAUUAGAUUUGAGCUACUUUUAAUCAUGGAAUUACCUUAUGCAUUGGUAUAAGAGUUGAUGAAUGCUAGCUGUAGUCACAUUGCAAACAUUUUGUAUCCCUUUUGUGACCCUAUUUACAUACAUUUAUAUUGUGUUGCAAUUCUGCUUUGCUGUUUAAUAAAAAGCUGUUUCAAAGAUUG